AUGAAGUUUAAGUCUCCUCGGCCUCACGCUAUGGUGAUCUACAAACGUAAUCCAGACACAGAUUGGCAGGCCUGGGCAUAUUUCUCCAGCAAUUGCUACACCUAUUUUGGCAUGCCUUACUCUCGAUUACACAGAUUCACUCGACCUGAUGAGGUUGUUUGUCGCGAAGAGUAUUCGACUUUGGAGCCAUUAUAUGAUGGUGAAGUGAUCUUCUCUGUGAUCAAGGGCCGACCUGGAUAUGACCAAUUCUUCGCAAAUGAAGCUCUUCAGGCUUUUGAUUUACACAUUUGUGCUCUUCCGGUUCAUCAGUUAGCAAUGCGAAUGAAAUGGAGCACAGCCAGCCAAAUCAAGAUUGCGCUGCGCAAGGCCCACACAUUCGGAGACGAGAGAAACGCGGAGAAAGAUACCUUAUUAACAUACUACUUUGCAGUCUCCAAAUUAGCAGUUGGAGGCAGAUGUCUUUGUCACGGACACGGAAACCGUUGCGUUAGAAGUGAAGGUCCUGGUUUCCAGGGCUCUAUGGUGUGCAUGUGCCAUCCCAGUCACCACACAGAGGGUGACAAUUGUGAAAUUUGUGCACCCGGCUACAUGGACAAACCGUGGGCCCCCGCAACGCCAUACAAUGCCAACCAUUGUCGAGGUAAGUUUGUUGAUUCUAUAAAUGCAUUUUACGCACUAAUAUCCCAGAGCUAG
This is a messenger RNA of Protopolystoma xenopodis, 693 nucleotides long. NCBI's taxonomy places the organism in Eukaryota, Metazoa, Platyhelminthes, Monogenea, Polystomatidea, Polystomatidae. The record is from the annotation of a GenBank genome assembly.